Messenger RNA from Cryptomeria japonica (Japanese cedar), 986 nucleotides. RefSeq lists its product as uncharacterized. NCBI's taxonomy places the organism in Eukaryota, Viridiplantae, Streptophyta, Pinopsida, Cupressales, Cupressaceae. The record is from RefSeq and is a predicted model, not a curated record. The coding region runs from base 329 to 640 and encodes 103 amino acids. The transcript has 2 exons.
UGCAAUUUUCAUAGGAAAAGCAGAUGUACAAAAAUGAAGUGAGGCACACGCUUCAUAUAAUCAUGAUUUUCCACACACUUGAGUAACAUAUACUCUCCAUGGCCGAAUCAGAAUCUUAUUAGAUUGGUUGCUUUUGAAGCUUUCAACAGUGGUAAAUAUAGAUGCAAAUAGAAGCAUGAAAACCCAAUUCAGAAAUACAUGCCCUGGAGGCUGCAUCUCAUAUAUAUGUCAACUCUUGCAUUGUAAAAAGUAAAUAAAUAACUGUCCAUUGAGAAGUCAGGAAAACAUGGUAUUCAUCAUGAUAUUAUCUUCUUCAUGAUGUUUUUUAAUGGCAGUCAAAUUGCAGAAUGUUGGGAUUUCUUGUUUCUACAAAGGAUUUGGACUUUCAGAAAGCAGCUUGGUCAAAUGUGUAUCAAUAUUUAGUGAAUGUGGAAGUGCAGCCGAUAUGCAGGCUGUACUAAUGGAGAAUGACUGUUACAACUUUAUCAUGCAGUCUUCCAGGGAUAUGAUUCCUAGCUAUUAUUAUUGGAAGGCUCUCUGUACCAUGGUUCAUACUUUAUAUACUAUCUUAUCUUCAUCUGAUAUGAAAUUCAUCUUCUCAAAUGCCAUCAUAUCAGAAGAUAAAAUGAUGUGGGCUUAGAUUCAUUCUGAUCAUGAAAUUCAAAGAACAGAUAUAAUUCUCAUUUAACUUCAAUAAGCAUACGUUGAAAGCAAGUCUUGAUGUUUCUAUCAGAUCAUAUUGAUUACAGGCUUCUGCAGGCCUGAUCAUGAUCUAUCACCAUUUUCAGUAUUAAUCCAGAUUCUGCAGUUCCUCAUCUGUUGUAAGCCCAUUAGAUGGAGAAAGGGAUUGCAGAGCGGGGAAUUGAAUGUAGCUGGUCCGAUCUUACCCAGACUUUUAGCUAAUUAUAUUUUACAACUGUUAGUAAACAUCUGUAAUCAUUUUCUUAUUGUUGAAAGCUUUUACUGAAAUAUACAAGUCUGUACCA